Populus euphratica (Euphrates poplar) is the source of this 993-nucleotide messenger RNA. RefSeq names its product carbohydrate-responsive element-binding protein-like. The coding region runs from base 1 to 747 and encodes 248 amino acids. The record is from RefSeq and is a predicted model, not a curated record. NCBI's taxonomy places the organism in Eukaryota, Viridiplantae, Streptophyta, Magnoliopsida, Malpighiales, Salicaceae. The transcript has 3 exons.
AUGGCCUCACCGAAACACAUGGCAUCGACUAGAAGUGUUUCAGAGAGAAACCCCUGGCUGAAGGGGGUUUUGAAUUUCAGUUUCUUCUCCCUUCAGUCGGGCAAGUCUUCCUCUCCCUCACUUAAAAUCCAACACUCCCCCACUGUCUCUGCUCUCUCUUUGGCCAAAACACAGAAGAGACCCAAAGCCAUUCUCCCUUUUGACCCAGCAACAGCUCUUCCCCCUCCUUGCCAUAAAAGAAAGCAGCCGCCACUCAAAGACGAUCCCCUUGUGUCCCCCCUCUUCUGCUCCCAGGCUGCCAUUCCCUUAGAAGAAGAAAAACCAAAGCCUUUCUUUCCCCCCAACCCCAAAGCAAACCAAAAAAAGGGGCCCCGAUUUCCCUUUUCUUCUUCUCCAUCAGCGACUAAACCAGGUCCCCUUUUUCAUUCAGCCUCUAAUAGCAGCAGCCAAGAUAACGACUAUAGCACUCCUUUACCUCUGCUUUUCUUCCCCAAAACCGUUCCCCUGCUUUGUGAUUUUUGCUCCAAAGGUCAUCCGGUCGCGCCCCUCCGCCCACCGACACAGGAGGCCAGCCCCACAGCCAUUCCCUUCUUCCUCAGGCCGAACACAACAGCAGCCCCAUUGUCCUCUUCCCAGUCUUCUCUCAGUUCCAUUGCGACAACAACAACAACAACCCAGCAGCACCAACAGACCAGCAGCCCUUUGGUCAUACGCCGGCCACCUGAAGUGAAGAAGAUGAAGACGUAAGCCAAAGAGAGAUCUGUGGUGGAACAGAUCAAAAAACGGCGGAGAAGCAGAUCUGAAGGAAGAGAAGCCAGUCUGAAAAGAAAGAAAGAAAAGCUUGUGAAUUCACAAGUAUAGAGAUGGUGAAUGUCGCACGUUCCCAAGUGGCAUUUGUUUGGCGAUUUUUUUGUUUCUUUGUGUUUGGUUAUUUGGAGUUGUCAACUAGUGUUAUGAUUAUAGAAAACCUAAUUGGUUUUUCAGAGAUUCUAA